Fusarium odoratissimum NRRL 54006 is the source of this 1170-nucleotide messenger RNA. RefSeq lists its product as uncharacterized. NCBI's taxonomy places the organism in Eukaryota, Fungi, Ascomycota, Sordariomycetes, Hypocreales, Nectriaceae. The transcript has 2 exons. The coding region runs from base 1 to 1038 and encodes 345 amino acids. The record is from RefSeq and is a predicted model, not a curated record.
AUGUUGAUGACAAACUCCCCAACGCGCGAGUUUGCUCCUGUAACCCUUCGAUUCCUUUUCGAACCUAACUCAGGCCUCUCUGAUGAGACUGACGCGUACGCUAAAUUGAAUAUGCCAGCUCCAGCGGUGAAAAUCGAUUCGCCUGGUGGUGCCACACGGUCGAAGUCUGUACUCCGUGAUGCAUCAGAUGAAGAGGCCAAACAAAGAAAGAAAGUCCAGAAUCGACUUUAUAAAAGAGCUUCCAGGUUACGUAAAGUGACAGGCGACAAGUCGAAAACCAGAGACGCGCGAUACAAUUAUCAAGUCAAUCGCUGGAGGCUUGAUGAGUUCGGUGCAACUAGACCUCCGAGACCUCCGAGACCUCCGAAAGGGUCUACUGCAGCCCCAGACACGACAGCGCAAACCAGAACAGAAGAAAGCAGUAGCGUGGCGACGCGGAACCAAGAGCUAUGGUUCCCGCUCCCAAUCGAUCAUCUGAUUCAUCUAGUCAAGUAUAAUGUAUUUCGUGGCCUCUGGAAGAACAAAUUCAUGGUGGAUAGCUUGACAGUGCCAUAUUGUGCGCCAGGUCCCUCGAUCGACACAAGUUUCGCUUUUCCAAGAUAUUCUUCCAUACUACCCAAGACACCAGAAUACCGUGGCUCGUUGGCCCCAACGCAAGUCCAGAUGAGCCUCAACCACUUUUCUUGGAUCGAUUGUCUUCCUUGUCCGAUAAUGCGGGAGAAUCUCAUCAGCCAUGAGUUCAAUUUUAGCCAUGUUGACUUUCUGAGAGAUUUAGUUGGGACUUUGAUUAACUUGGACCUGUUCAAGGCACCGAUUCUGCCAAUGUCUACUAAUAGGAGAAAUCUUGCGGGUGACCAGGACGCUGUUUCUGCAGGGUCAGGACUUAUUCUAUGGGGAGAACCUCAUCUGAUAGACAGUUGGGAGAUAACACCAGACUUCUUGCUAAAGUGGGGGUGGACGAUUAUGAAUUGCCAGGGAUUGGUUAACUCGACGAAUUAUUGGAGGAUGUCGAGAGGGGAAACACCACUACUACCAUAAGCUAUCGAUUUCCUCAAAUCAAGAUGUUGGCUUUAGCUCAUCCUUCAAUGUUCCGACAGGAUCUUGUGUCUGAUGGUCACCCCAACUGGCAUCCCAUCCAUGCUCAAGCAGAUAGUCUUUCCAGAUCUUAUC